GCUUACUUGGACAGUUUCGCUGUUAUUUGUCUGUCGCAUGACCCGCAACUCUCGCCUAAUUCACUUCGAACUGAACAGAAAGCCACUUUAAAGUCGUUUUCAGACCCAGGGACAGACUCCGCGAUGAGCUCUGGAAGCGGACGAGAACAGUUCACUUGGACGCUUUGAGCACUUCCAGCGAUGGACAAGCAGAAAGUGCUGGCGCGGCUGGUUUCAGACCUGCAGGCGUUCUUGCUGCUUCUGGACAGUGAGAAUCUCAGUUAUAUCGCUCAGGCCCAGAAGAAAUCCCUCUCAGAGCUGCUAAAUAAACUACAGGACAAUAAGGACGCACCAGCCGAGGAUGCGGAGUACAUGAUUAUGAACUGUCCCUCUGGAAGCCCCAGUGAUCUCAGGGAAAGCACCACAGCUGAGGCUCAUUCGGCAGAGGAAACUCUUUCAGUCAGCUCUACUGACCUCCUGCAGCCCGGGUCUAUGAGUCCUGCUGUUCCCCCACAUGCCCCAUGUUUAGAGGACGAGGACUGUUACGAGGUAGCAGAACCGUUUGUUCUGGCCAGUCAGUCUACAGAUAAGGUGGAUUCAGACAGCAGUCACUACGAGUCGUAUGGUGAGGAGGAUGAUGAAGAGUUUGUGAAGGACAGAGCUCACUACAUCCAGUGGAGCUCCUCUCAGCCGUGUUUAAGACCUGUGCCAGAGUCACGCAUCUGUGGCUACCUCUGGAAGAAGAAGUGGCUGGGUCAGUGGACGCGCCAGCUCUUCAUUAUUAAGCACAACUCACUACUGUGUUUUAAGUGUGCUAAAGACCUGCAACCUCUGCUGGAGCUAAACCUCACGGGUUGCUACGUGGUCUACAAGUCCAAUCACAGUAAGAAGAUGCAGCACCAGCUGAAGGUGGUGGCCGGUGCUGAAACCAUUAUCUUGGGCUUCCAGAGCAGCACGCAGGCCGAAGAGUGGAGGAAGAUAAUAGAAGAAGUGAGCGGCUCCUCGUAUUAUGAGCCUGAAUCCCAAAGCUCUUCAUCCAUCCUGAGGAGCGAGAGGCUGCACUCUUGCAGGUCAAGUACUGUCCUCCAUACGGACUCGGAUGAAGAGAAAAUCUCAAGUCUUCCGUCUGCAGUUAGCAUUGUGGAAAUCAAAGACAAAGACCUAGCGGGCUUCCUGAACGUGCUGAUGAACUGUCAGUGGCAGAGUCUGUGGUGUCGGGUGGAGGACGGGGUCCUGAAGAUGUAUCGGGACGAGGCGUCAGAAGAUACCCCUCAAUACACUGUUCAGCUCAGAGGGAGUGAGGUGCGACCCGGCCCGGAUACAGCACAUGCUUACCGCAUCACCAUCACAAAGCAAGGGGACCAGAUGGCUGUACUAGAGGUGAGUUGUGCAGAUGAUAAAGAGCAGUGGGUUCAGCUCCUGCAGGAUGGGAGUUCAACUGCAGCUGGAUCUGCAUAUCAACACACCAGCCAUGAGUCGCUGAGUGGUCUGAAAAGCCGCAGGUUUCCCACCUCAAACAUGUACAUGGAUGACCCCUUUCAGCAGCUGUGUGGUCCAUCAGUCCAGCCGCAGCCCAUCUAUUCAAACUCCUCCAUCCUAGAGCACAUGUUUGAGAAAGCCUACACUGGUGCAAACGGAGAAUCGGUGUCAUCCAAGGAUUCUGCCAGCUACAGCAAUAAUGAAAUCUUCAGCAACCACAAUACAAAACUGUUUGAGAUUGAGAGGGGUGUGCAGAAGCUGGACCUGACAGGAAAGAGACGGGUGCAGUUGCGAGCGGGGUCAGAGGUCAACCUCAUGAGCAUGGGGACGAAACCAGCUAAACGCAAUUCCUUCAGACGCUCCCUCGCUUUCUGCACUGAGCGAGCACAGGGGGGCUUUCUGAACCCACUCUUGAGAAGAACUGCCUCGGCCAAAAGCACCCUGAAGAAAGCUCCAUCUGCCCUGUUUAUGGAUCAUGGCAGGGUCUUCCAGAGGAGGAGGGAGUGGGAAGCCAAAGCUUCAGGGUGACAGCGAGAGAAGACUCACAUUCCCCUCAUAUUGUCAAUAUAAUAUUGCACUGAAAAUAAUAUUCUUUCCAAGCAUGUGGAUCAUGCAGUGGUUUGGAUUUGUAAAGUUUUUGGUUCUUUUUUGGGGGCACUUGGUACGUUUAAGACAAUAACCGAACACACAGACUCUUUAUCUGCAUACUCUGUCCGUAAGCAUCUCGUCUUCACUCACAGAGUUGCAAAAUUGUUAAGGGAGCAACUGUAAAACAUUUUACAUUUAUAAAUGUCUGUUGAGAUGAUGCUGAUGUACAUUUCUUUAGAAAUUAAUGAUAACUUAAGCGGCAACAUGUCAGGUAUUAAAUAACUCUAUGUCUAGAGAGUGGCACAUUUAAAUAAAGUGAGUUUUAUGUUUAUCAUCAUGGCACAGUAUUUAUCCUUAUGUAUAUCACUUUGCACUGCUUUGAACCCGACCUAAACUGUGUUUGCAGUUUUCAGGAAGGCAUCGUCAUGGUCCAAAUCAGGAAUCGUCAGUGUGAAGAUCAGACAGGAUGUGUGUAUCACUAACUGAUCAUUGAUUAAUUAAGAGAAUAAUUACCUCCUUGUUUUAUUUUAUUUUUUCACUAGACUCACAAAUCUGUGGUAAUUUAUCAAUUAGUACUUUUUUGUUAUUCCACUGCACAUACAGUAUAUUAUGUGUUGAGCUUUUCUAAUGAUGUGCCUUAACCAUGUUUUUUAUCCGUGUUUUUAUGAAGCAUUGCUGGUAUUGAUCCCACUCAUUUCAAAAAGGUUUUUCUGUAUAGUUUGGUAGCUUUAAGACAAUAAUAGCCUAAUAUUGCUGUACAAAAUAUAACUGUGGAGAACAAAAACACCACUGAUGAACAUAUUUGUACAAUAAAUAAAGUAAUGCUGGAUAA
This is a messenger RNA of Carassius auratus (goldfish), 2878 nucleotides long. RefSeq names its product actin filament-associated protein 1-like 2. The record is from RefSeq and is a predicted model, not a curated record. Gene Ontology annotation, molecular function: SH3 domain binding. Bases 181 to 1986 code for a protein of 601 amino acids. NCBI's taxonomy places the organism in Eukaryota, Metazoa, Chordata, Actinopteri, Cypriniformes, Cyprinidae. The transcript has 15 exons. Gene Ontology annotation, cellular component: cytosol.